Molecule: messenger RNA, 4023 nt
Organism: Monoraphidium neglectum
Lineage: Eukaryota; Viridiplantae; Chlorophyta; Chlorophyceae; Sphaeropleales; Selenastraceae
Exons: 11
Coding region: 1-4023 (1340 amino acids)
Source: RefSeq, a predicted model, not a curated record
AUGGGUCCUGGGCCCGGGGAGUAUGACCCAAAGUCCGUGGAUGGCUGGAAGGCUGACCCCAAGAGCGGCUUCGUUGGCGACUCCCGCUUCCGCUCUCAGGACCUCUCUGAGAGCAUGGGCUCUGGUGGCGUGCCUGCGCUGCGCGAGCCGUCGCCGCCGCGCACGCGCAAGUCGCUGGCGCCUGGCGCCGACCGCAAGUACUCCUGGGCAACGCAACGCAUCACGGAGCUGCAGGCUGAGCUGACCGAGGCACAGGCAAAGAUCAAGGAGCUGAAAGCAAUCCUCAAGGCCCGGCAUACAGAGGUGGAGCUUGCCGCCCAGAACCAGGAGGCUGCUGAGGCGGCGAUUGUCAAGGCCAAGGAGCUAGAGGAGCAGCUGUCCGCCACCAAGACGCAGCUGCAAGCCGCACAGCGUGCGGCCUCCGAGUCUGAGAGCGCCGCCGCCGCGCUGCGCGAGCGCCUGGACGCGCUGCAGGCGCAGGCGGACGCGCAGGCAGACGCGAUCGCCAAGCUGGCGGCGCAGCUGGGGGAGCGCGAGGCCGAGCUUGAGAGGGAGCAGGAGCAGCGCCAGCACGUGGCGGAGAUGCUGUCCGAUGCGCAGCAGCGCUGCCAUGACCAGGAUGGCGAGAUCUGCGCCCUGGAGGCGCGACUGGAAGAGGAGGAGGCGGCGGCCGCCGAGCUGGCCGAGCGCCUGGGCGCCGCCGAGGAGGAGGCCGCCCGGCUGGCCGCGGAGCUGUCCGCCGCCGAGGGAACGAUUGGCGACGCGACCGCGGGGCUCGCGGACGAGCGCGCCGCGCGGGCCGCGGCGGAGGCCGGGGCGGCGCAGCUGGCGGAGCGGCUGGCGGCGGAGGAGGAGGCACGAGAUAGCGCAGAGGCGGCGCUGAGUGCAGAGCGGCAAGCGAAUGGGACGCUCCAGGGGCAGCUGGACGCCGAGCGCUUGGCGCUGGAGGCGGAGCAGAGCGAGCGCGCGGCACUGGAGGCGGCGCUCGCCGCGGCGCAGGAGGAGCUGGAGCAGGACAGGGCGCGCGCCAUGGCGGAGCUGGCCGGCGCGCGCGGGGAGCACGCGGCGGCCCUCGACGCGGCGGCGGAGGAGCUGGCCGCGGCGCGGCGCGAGGGCGAGGUGCUGGCGACGCACCUGGACGCUGAGAGGGCGGCGCUCGCGGCUGAGACUGAGAGGGCCGAGCAAGCUGAGGAGGAGCUUGGGGCCGCACGGCGCGACAUCAAAGCCGGUGCCGCGGCCUUGGCCUCUGAGGCGGCGGCACGGGCGGAGGCUGAGGGGGCACUUGCCGCAGAGCGCGCCGCGCACGGCGCGGCGCGCGAGGGGGCCGCCGCCCUCGCCGCCCGCCUGGAGGCGCAGGAGGCGCGCGCGGCGGCGGCCGAGGACGAGCUGCAGCUUGCGCAAGCCGAGGGUGCGCGACUGACCGCGGCGCUGGCGGACGCCGAGGCGCGGCUCGCAGAGGAGGCACAUGGCGCCGAGUCGCUGCGCGCACACGUAGCGGGCCUUGGGGCAGAGCUGGAGGCGGCGCGGGCAGCGCUGGACGCAAGGGAGCGCGAGGGCGCGCGGCUGGCGGCGCGGCUGGCCGAGGCGGAGGAGCUGCUGGGUGGCGAGCGGCGGGCGCUGGAGGCGGCGAGGGGCGAGGUGGCGGCGCUGCGGUCGGCGGCCGAGGAGGCAGACGGGCAGCUGAGGGAGGCGCGCCGCGAGCUUGGCUGUGCGCGGUCCGCCAUCGAGGAGCACGAGGCGUCCCUCGACCGCCGCGCCGCCGAGCUGGACGCCGCGCGCCGCCAGAACGCCGACGCCGCAGCGGGCGCCGCCGAGCUCACGGCGCAGCUGUCCGCCGCGCGCGGCGAGGGCGCGCGGCUGGCGGGCGAGCUCGAGGGCGCGCUGGGGCGGCUGGAGGCGGGCGCGCGGGCCCUCGACGCGGAGCGCGCCGCUGCGACCGCGCUGCGCGGCGAGCUGGACGUGGCGGAGGCGCGCUGCCGCGAUCUGGGGGAAGAUGGGGAGAAGCUUGCGGCCAUCAUUGACGAGCAGGGCGCCGCGCUGGCCGCCGCGGCCGACAAGGCCGCCGCCCUCGAGGCCAAAGUGGUGAGGUGCGAGGAGGAGAUUGUGGCGGCCCGUGCGGAGGCUGCCGCAGCGGCGAGUGAGGCGGCGGAGCGCCAGGCCGCCCUGGAGGAGCGGCUCGCAGCGGCAGAGCGCUGGGGGGCGGAGACAGCCGCGCAGCUGGACGCCUUGCGCGAGGAGGCCGCCGCCGCUGCUGUCGCGGCCAGCGAGCACGAGGCCGCCCUGGAGAAGCAGAUCGCAGCCGCCGACGGCCAGGUGGCGGAGACGCAGGGGCAACUAGCGGCGCUGCGCAACGAGUCUGCGGCUGCGGCGGCUGCGGCCGGCGAGCGCGAGGACGGCCUGCGGAAGCGCCUCGAGCAAAUCCAGGGCCAGCUGGCUGGCGUAGAGGAGAGCCUCGCAGCGACCGCGGUGGCCGCGUCCGCCGCUGACGAGGCGGCCGACGAGCGCGAGGCGCAGCUGCAGGGGCGGCUGGCGACCGAGGAGGCGCGGGCGGCAGCGCUUGAGGGGCAGCUCGGGGCGGCGCGCGAGGCGGCGGCGGCCGCGGCGGCCGCUGCCGGCGAGCGCGAGGGCGCGCUGCGGCAGCGGCUGGCGGAUGCGGCCGCUGAGCUGGCCGACGCGACGGCGCAGCUGGCAGAGGCGCAAGAGGCCUCAGAGGCGGCGGCCAGGGGCGCGGCCGAGCGCGAGGGGCGGCUCGAGCAGCGCGUCGCGGCGGCCGAAGCGCUGGCCGUAGACCUGAGCGCGCAGCUAGCUGCUGUGCGGGAGGCGGCCGACGCCGCAGCCCAGGACGCAGGCGAGCGCGAGGCGGCGCUGAAGCAGCAGCUGGCCGACGCAGAUGCCGCCCUUGCAGACGCCCGCAGCGCGGCGGCCGCGGCGGCCGCGGGCGCAGACGAGCGCCAGCAGGCGCUGACGCGGCGGCUUGCAGAGCAGGGGGCGCGGCUCGAGGAGACGGCGGCGUCUCUGGACGUCGCGCGGUCCGAGGCCGCGGCCGCAGCCGACGCAGCCGCCGGCCGCGAGGCGGGCCUGCGCGAGUCCCUGGCGGCCGCGGAGGCUCAAACCAACGAUACCCGCGGCCGCCUGGAGGCGGCUGAGGAGGAUCUCGCGGGCAGGCGCGCCCAGGGGGCGGCGCUGGCGGAAGAACUCGCGCGCGUCGAGGCGCUGCUGCGGCAGUCGGAGGGGCGCGGGCAGGCGCUCCAAGCUGAGGCCGCCGAGCUCCGGGAGGUGCUGGAGGCGGCGCGCGGCGACGGGGCCGCCGCCGAGGCGCAGUCCGCGGCCCUGGCCGACGUGCUGCAGGCCGCGACCGCCGCCGCGGCCAACGCCGAGUCCCGCCUGGCCGCCGCCGCCGCCGCCCGCGACGCCGCGCGCGCGGCGCUGCUGCGCGAGGGCGACGCGCGCGCCGACGCGGAGGCGCGCGCCGCAGGCGCCGAGGCGCAGCUGGCGGUGGCGGCGGAGGAGCUGGCCGCGGAGCGGGAGGAGGCCCUCGGCCUGCAGCGGCGGGCGGAGGGGCUCGAGGCGGCGCAGCGGGAGGCCGAGGCGCGCGCCGCAGAGGCCACGGCCGCGGCGGCGCGCGCGAGGGAGGAGGCGGAGCAGGCAGCCGCGGACGCCGCGCGGCGGGCGGCGGCGGCGCGGGCGGAGAGGGAGAUGCAGGCUAAGGAGCUGGACAGCAUGCGGCAGGAGCUGUCUGCGAUGUGCCAGCGCGCGGCCGACGCGGAGGGCCGCGUGCUGACGCUGGAGGGCGAGGUGCUGCGGGCGCAGGAGGAGCUCGCGGCGCGCAGCCCGCCGGGGGCGCGCACCGAGGAGGUGGUGGCCCAAAUGCAGCAGAAGGUGGAGGCGGCGCGCACCGCGCAGGCCGCCGCCGAGCGGGAGGCCGCGGCGGCGCGCCGCACGGCGGCGCACGCGCAGCCGCUUCAAUUCUGUCCAGCGUGCAGCCCGAAGCCGAGCAGCACGGCCUCGUGCCCAUACGAGUAA